This is a messenger RNA of Drosophila subpulchrella, 1769 nucleotides long. RefSeq names its product zinc transporter 2 (gene ZnT35C). NCBI's taxonomy places the organism in Eukaryota, Metazoa, Arthropoda, Insecta, Diptera, Drosophilidae. The record is from RefSeq and is a predicted model, not a curated record. Gene Ontology annotation, molecular function: zinc ion transmembrane transporter activity. The transcript is spliced from 7 exons. Gene Ontology annotation, biological process: zinc ion transmembrane transport; response to zinc ion. The coding region runs from base 223 to 1581 and encodes 452 amino acids. Gene Ontology annotation, cellular component: plasma membrane.
AUCGACAACAACGAAAAUCAACCAAAUUAGUUUUCACAUUGUUAUUUUCGUGUUCCCUCUAUGUAUGUAGAUGUUUGAUUGUUCUUAAGCGUUAUUUGUUUGCUUUCCCUUUUAUUUUCGCGUUACUUGGUUAUAUUUUUUUUUGGGAAAAAUCGAAAUUUCUGUGCAAUUUACCCGUGCAUUCCGAUGUAUGGGUGACUGAGGAGCUGUAAUAUCGGGUAAAUGCUCGCUAAUUGGCAGACGGCACGGAAAUCGUCGGAAAUGAAUGAUGCCCGGCUCUAUAGGAAGGCGACUUCGGUGGAUAAAUGCCGCUUGGAAAUGCUGCACGAAUAUGUCCGGGAUCAUUGCCAUCGGGCCCGCAGCGAGGGCGUGGACGUGAAGGCGCGCCGGAAACUGAUCAUAGCCAGCAUUUUGUGUUUGGUCUUCAUGAUUGCCGAAAUCGUGGGUGGCGUCCUAUCGAACAGUCUGGCCAUCGCAACAGACGCCGCACAUUUGCUCACCGAUUUCGCCAGCUUUAUGAUCUCGUUGUUUGCCAUCUGGAUUGCCGGACGCCCAUCUACGCAACGGAUGUCCUUCGGCUGGUAUCGGGCCGAGGUUAUUGGAGCCAUGGCCUCCGUCUUCAUGAUCUGGGUCAUCACGGGCAUCCUCGUCUGGCUGGCCAUCGGACGACUCAUUAGCGGCGACUACGAGGUGAAUGCCAAGAUCAUGCUGAUCACCUCGGGCCUGGCCAUAUUGGUGAAUGUCAUAAUGGGCGUUCAGCUGCAGCAUGGUCAUUCGCAUGGUCUGGGCGGAGGAAGUGGUGGGCAUGGCCACAGCCACGAUGGCCCCAAGAAGUCGACCAAGAAGAACCCUCCCACUGCCAUUCCCUCGCACGCCCAUGCCUCGUCCACGCCCUGUGCCGCAUCGCCCACCCAGCGAAUUGAGGGCGGAGUGGCCUUUGCUCCCGAAGAUGCCGAAUUGCCCGGAGGAGGACUGCCCACGUUCUCCUACCAGAACGCCAAGUUAGUGGAUCCCGCUUUGGAUCUGGAAAUCGCAGCCGUUCUGGCAGAGACUGCUCCAGGCUCCCAUCAUCAUGGAGGACCCGUGGGACGCGAGGCCGUCAACAUGAAUGUCCGGGCAGCCCUCAUCCAUGUGAUCGGCGAUGUCAUCCAGAGUGUCGGAGUGUUUGUUGCCGCCGGGGUGAUCUACUUCUGGCCGGAGUACUCCAUCGUAGAUCCCAUUUGCACAUUCGUGUUUUCCAUCAUCGUACUCUUCACCACGUUUACGAUCAUGAAGGAUGCCCUGCUGGUGCUCAUGGAGGGGACCCCGAACUACAUGCACUACGCCGAGGUGCUGCAGAUAUUCCAAGGCAUCGAGGGCGUUGAGCGGGUGCACAAUUUGCGCAUCUGGGCGCUGAGCAUUAAUAAAGUGGCGCUAUCAGCCCACUUGGCCAUUGCUGCCAAUGCCAAUCCGAAGAAGAUCCUGGAUGCAGCCACCUCGGCGGUUCACUUGCGGUACAAUUUUUUCGAGACGACCAUCCAAAUCGAGGACUAUACCAGCCAAAUGGAGAACUGCCAGCAGUGCAAUGUGCCCGAGAAGUAGACUACCUAUACCAGAUGACCCCAAAAAAUAUGAUAAUAUAAUUCGAUGUAUAUUCAAUAUUUAUUUUUGAGACACCCUGUCUGUCCAUCCAUCCCCACAAUGAGUAAACAAAUUCCCCAUGCCGGCUAGAUCCGGCAAACAAAUCAGCCACAAAAUAUAUACCCAGCUGUUUAUCAGUUCAUAGCCAA